AAAACAAAAAGACACAGAAGAAAUUCGUGGAAACGUCACAGACGAGAUCUAGCACGAACCCGUAGUGUGGUGUAGAGAAAGAGAAGAAGCAGGGAGCUUCAAAAAACCCUAGAGAUUUUUGUUUUCCAUUUGCAGAAGACGUCGAAGAAGGAGAGGAUAAGAUUUAGCCACCCCACGCACGCUCGAAGAUGAACAUUUUCAGAUUAGCAGGUGAUAUGACUCACCUGGCCAGUGUUCUCGUCUUGCUUCUCAAGAUCCACACCAUCAAAUCCUGUGCCGGUGUCUCGUUGAAGACUCAAGAACUCUAUGCCAUUGUCUUUGCUACGCGCUAUUUGGAUAUUUUCACGAGCUUCGUGUCUCUCUACAACACUUCUAUGAAGUUGGUGUUCUUAGGAAGUUCCUUUUCUAUUGUUUGGUAUAUGAGGUAUCAUAAAGCAGUCCACAGGACUUACGACAGGGAGCAAGAUACGUUUCGUCAUUGGUUCCUUGUGCUUCCAUGCCUACUCUUAGCUCUUGUGAUACACGAAAAGUUUACCUUUCUUGAGGUACUGUGGACGUUUUCAUUGUACUUGGAGGCUGUUGCCAUAUUACCUCAGCUUGUCUUGCUGCAAAGGACUAGAAAUAUUGACAACUUGACCGGGCAAUACAUAUUUCUCCUUGGGGGGUACCGGGGAUUAUACAUCCUCAACUGGAUCUACCGUUACUUCACUGAGCCGCACUUUGUUCAUUGGAUAACAUGGAUCGCGGGGCUUGUUCAAACAUUGCUCUAUGCCGACUUCUUCUACUACUAUUUCCUAAGCUGGAAGAACAACAAAAAGCUUCAAUUGCCAGCUUAGAUUUCCAAAAUUUUCGAUGCUUGGAAACCCUACGGAUUCAAUUUGGAUGUUUACCAGUUUACUCCGUUGGUGGUUUAAUAGAGGAGACGAGCAUAGAUAUGUAAAAACUCCAGCGAUCUAACUUAUUAUAUUACACUCUUUUUUUGUUUGGGAACUUUAUUCGUGUCUCAACUUUUUGCUCGAGCUAGUGUUAUUACAGGACAGUAAAAA
Eutrema salsugineum is the source of this 1046-nucleotide messenger RNA. Its product is annotated as ER lumen protein-retaining receptor B. Gene Ontology annotation, cellular component: endoplasmic reticulum; membrane; cis-Golgi network. NCBI's taxonomy places the organism in Eukaryota, Viridiplantae, Streptophyta, Magnoliopsida, Brassicales, Brassicaceae. Gene Ontology annotation, molecular function: ER lumen protein retrieval receptor activity. Bases 189 to 836 code for a protein of 215 amino acids. The transcript is spliced from 6 exons. The record is from RefSeq and is a predicted model, not a curated record. Gene Ontology annotation, biological process: endoplasmic reticulum to Golgi vesicle-mediated transport; protein retention in ER lumen.